UCCUAUUUACUUCAAUAGGUCAGUGCGGAAAAAUAGUCCAACCGGUCAACUCGUACGAGUAUAAUACUGCCGAAUUUAAAUCGUUAUUUUCAACAUGAAGUCGCUUGUGAUCCUGUGUGUUUUGGCGCUGGUCGGGCUUGCAAUGGCCGACACGAAACCCCAUUCGAGAGGGUGCAUCUACAUUCUUGGGAGAUGUUCCCGUGAAUGCGAGGAGGGUACCCACGCGUACGCCCUCGGCUGCGGCCACAAAACCCCCGAGCCGACCUGCGAAGAACCAAAGCCGGUGGAAGAGAAGGGCAUUCUCUGCGACUACUCCGCUUGUUAUUGCGACCCGCCGACUGUCCGGGACACCGUGUCCGGGAAAUGCGUGGAGCUGGAGAAAUGUCCUAAGAAAGCUUAAUUUUUUUUGGCUUCGGGGCGUAAGCGGGGCGUUCGUGGGGCGUUCAAUAUUUGUUGGGGAUAUUUGUAACUUAAGCACCAGAAAGGU
Messenger RNA from Ostrinia nubilalis (European corn borer), 487 nucleotides. RefSeq lists its product as uncharacterized. The coding region runs from base 95 to 400 and encodes 101 amino acids. The transcript is spliced from 2 exons. Lineage: Eukaryota; Metazoa; Arthropoda; Insecta; Lepidoptera; Crambidae. The record is from RefSeq and is a predicted model, not a curated record.